Molecule: messenger RNA, 7344 nt
Organism: Dermochelys coriacea (leatherback sea turtle)
Lineage: Eukaryota; Metazoa; Chordata; Testudines; Dermochelyidae
Gene: RNF169
Product: ring finger protein 169
Exons: 7
Coding region: 1-1938 (645 amino acids)
Biological process (GO): double-strand break repair
Cellular component (GO): nucleus; site of double-strand break
Molecular function (GO): nucleosome binding; ubiquitin-protein transferase activity
Source: RefSeq, a predicted model, not a curated record
AUGGCGGCGGCGGCGGCGGGCCCUGGCGGGCCGGGCCGCGGGCCCCAGGGCGGCGGGGCCGGCGGCCGGCGGCGGGCGCCGGCCGAGGAAGGAGGCGGCGGCGGCGGCGCGGCGGAACGCCGCCCUGCCGCCACUCGCUCUGCCGCGCCUGCUUCCAGCGCUGCCUCCUGCAGGGCCCGGGCCUUGCUGCCCGCUCUGCCGCAGCGCCUCUCCACCUGGGCCCCGCCGGCAGCAGAGCGGGGCCCGCGCCGCGGGAGGAGGAGGCGGGAGCAGCGAGCGCCGGAGGAAGACUUUAUAUUCAGAGCACCCAUCAAGUUAAGCAAACCAGGGGAACUGCGUGAGGAAUAUGAAAGCCAGCUGAGGAAGUUGAGGGGAGAAAAAUUGCAAGAGGAAAAAACAUCUGAGGAUCUGAUCCACAAGCUAAUUCUAGAAGACAUGGAAGUGGGAAAAAGAAAAAUGGAAGAACAGCAAAAAAAAGAUGAACCACUAAUGCUUAAAACGAAUCAAGAAUGUUUUCCUGAACGCCUCUCGGAUUCAGAGAAUGAAGAACCAUUCCAGAGCAAACACGCACAUCGGUCGGCUUUUGUCUCCAAAGGCAGCACCUAUUCUUUUGCCUUCCUGACAGGGAACCUAACCUCCAAACUGGAAAGGAGUCAGAGUUGCAAUGACACCAUUCAAGAUCGAUCAAAGAGCAGGCAGAGAUCGGCCCCAGCCAACAGAACAAAGGUUCUAUCAGUGACCAGUGCGUCGACUCCCAUCGUUGGAGUUUUGUCAUCCACCCAAAACAAUCGCUGCCUCUCUGCCCCAGAUUUGACAGCAGAAAAGCGUCUGGUUUCCAACUCUGUUUCAUCACUGUCCAUCCUGCACAAGCCGGAGCGAUCCAUCAGCCCUGAGAGCAAUGACAGUAUCUCAGAAGAGCUCAAUCAUUUCAAACCUAUUGUCUGCUCACCGUGCACUCCUCCCAAGAGGCUUCCCGACGGCAAAGUCUUGAGUCCUUUGAUUAUAAAAUCUACUCCAAGGAACCUGAACCGAAGCCUACAGAAACCAACCACCUAUGAAGCUAGUCCCAGAAUCCUGAAAAAAUGGGAGCAAAUAUUUCAGGAGCGCCAGAUUAAAAAGACUCUCUGUAAAGCUACCCUUACAUCUCUGGCUUCAGAGACCGGAGAGGACUUUCUGGUUCCUGACAUUGCUAACUCCAAUAAGGAGCAGCUGCGAAUCUUAAAUGAUCAAAUUCUACCUGAUACUGCGGCACACACAAAUACAGAGUUAGAUUAUUUCCCUUCGAUCAGUGAAGUGACGCUCGAAAGGGCUGGUAACAAGAAAAACCGUUCACAGGCCUUAACAAUGGAUGGCAGUUCCUCUGAACUAGAUACAAGAUCAAAUGGAACCUCUCUGAACACUCAAGCUUCAGAUGUGUCUGAAGUAAAAACAAAUUCAUAUCUGGACAAAUCUUGUCUUAGCAUUGGGGCAAAAAUAAUGAGCAGAAGAAUAAUUGGAGUCAACCCAGUGCUGCCAGGGAACAGUAUGCUAGGAGUUUCUAUCAAGACAGCAGGAAAAAAGCAGCUUAAAUACCUGAACAAUAGUGAAUUAAUCAACGUACAAAACGGAACCUGCAAUUCCGUUGAAAAUGUGAUUGGCGAACAGCCCCCUUCACUGAGAAGAGGACGGAAGAGACACUGUAAAACAAAGCACUUGGAACAGAAUGGUUCGGUUAAAAGACUGAGGCAGACAGCUGGUGAGAUGGGCUUGGCCACAGAUGAUCCUUUAGUGAGGGAGAUGGAACAGAAGCUGCAGCAGGAGGAGGAAGACAGGAGGCUAGCCUUACAACUGCAGCGAAUUUUUGACAGUGAAAACAGGACAAUGGAUAGGCGGAAAGCAAGAGUAGAUCAAUAUCUCUUGCGGUCAAAGAGCACUACAGGUGCAAAGCAGCACCUAUGAACAAUGUUGCCUUUUGUAGAGGACAUGAGGUUUAUCAAAAUAUCCUAUAGGAGGAGCUAUUUUCUUGUCAUACAACCACCCACAAUUUUUUUUUCUUUUUGAUGGUAAUACAUUUUAGAUCCAGUUCAUGCUGAAGCCAGGGUCCUUGCAGGCUAAAAGCAAAAAUUCACCUGUCCCGUUUUGUCCAUCGCUCUGAAAGACAGCCGAUCCUCCCCAUGUAUACACUGAAAUGUACUUAUACAUAGUAGGUGAUAUUUCUGAGUUAAAUGCUGGUGGUGGCCAUCUUACUAAGGCAAUGGGAUACCAAGAGUAUAUGAGCCCAAUGAUAAAGACCUUGUAAAUCCAAUGUCCAGCCUGCUGCAUCAUGUCAGACAGAAAUUAGGGAUUGAAAACACCAUCUACAUAAAUCAUCUAGACUGUUUCUCUCCAACCCCCAAUCCUGUGCCUGUUUCACUCUCUCCCUUAUGCUGCAGCCAGAUACUGUGAAUGGAUCAUAAGUUAUACCAUAGUGAUGUAAACUCCCUGGUUUGUGAUGGCCUCUUUCUUAAGGGGUCCCACUGUUACAAGGUUAUGAGCCAUGCUUUCUCCUUUUUGUCCCAACAACUAAGGAGCAAAUGGAUACACCGAUAGUGGAUACAAUUCAGUAACACCUUCCAAGGGCACAAAAAAUGAAAUACAUUAGACAGUGUAGAUCAGGGGUUAUUUUAAUGAGACCAAAUGCAAUGUAGGAAACCUGAAAACCAAGGAUUUUACGGAAAAUGCAUUGUUGAAAACUAGUUAAUCGAUGUUGGUAAUAUUGUAGAAAACUUAGCUAUAAAGAGAAGGUAAAGUGAAUACUACCAACCCACUCUCUUGGGGUGGCAUGAAGGUGAAACCAAUCAACACUGUUUUACUCAUCUUGGACAUUUAGGAAGAGAAGCAUCAGUAAGGAAAAGAGCCACCUAAAUGAAUCCGUUUGACAUUGGCAGCAUGGGAGCCCUGUGUAGUGCUCAUUCCCUAGGUAUAAACCAGCCACGGUUGGGUUGGGGAAUGUGUGCACUGCAGUGAUAGUAAUACGCUUACUGCACUAUUUACACAGAGGUUUCAAAGAGUUUGGUAGGAGUAAUUAUCCAUUAUCUUCACUUUAGAGAUGUAUAAACUGACACACAAAGGUUAAAAUUCUCAAAAAGGCUGCUAAUUUUGGGCACCUCCCAUUCCAGUUGAAGUCAUUGGGAACUGGGAGUGCUCAGCACUUUUCAAACUCUUGGUCCUAGAUCUCCCAAAUGGGGUUCUCCAAAAACAGUAGCAUCCAGUCAUUUGACUCUAUCAACUUGCCCGGGGUCAGUGGUAGAGUUGGGAACAGAAAACAGGACUCUUGACUAGUCCAGGACCUUAUCCAGUGGAGAGUGUGUUCUCCACUCCACAUGCAGCAAUCACCACAUGAAGCCCUUUCCAAGUGAGAAUUCUCACAAGGCUUUCACUGUUGAGCUUAAUGCCACAACCUGGCCCAAAUCACUGUGUUGUUUUAAGCAGCCCAAUGAAGUCUGGCUGUCUGCCUGUGUCAUGGAGGGUGUUCAUUGUUCUCUCUUGGACCAAUUACACAGAAUAUAGAUCAGUGCAUUAGGUAAGAUAAAUGUCCAUGCUCACUGUUUAAUGAGUGUGCUUCCUUCCCAAAGAACCUCUGCUUUUCUCCCUUUCAUCUCAGGCCUGUCCUCGCAAUUGUUUCAUUGAGUGAAAUAAUUUUUUUGAUUACCACCAGUAAUGGGCUCAAAAAUGUCACUCUUGAAUCCUGAAUUUCUAGACGAUGGAUCUUCUGUUCUUUCAGUGGAAUUUUUCCCCUCCUCAGAAACAUGAGUCUGCCAAUUUAAUAUCUUGUUGCUCCUUAUACCAGGUGACACUGGAAUUUUAAAGAGCUACCUGAAACACACUGCACCAGCAGUACACCAAGCAGCUGGCAUAACUUGCAGCUGACCUGUGGAGUGCAGAGAGGUUCUGCUAAUGCAGCAUACAAAUGAGGUUGAUGUGAAAGGAUUUUAAUUGUUCAUCUAUUUCUGCCAUGUCUUUUGCUCUCUCCUUCCAUCUUAAAUGAUGAUGAAUGGCUUGCCUUCCUGGCAACAAAGGAAUUGGUUUUGUCUCCAGCUUGCCGCUUAUUCAUAUAACUACAAGGACCCUGAAGCUUUUUACUGCUUUAAACUGGAUUUUAAAAAAAAAAAAAAAAAAAAGAAAUCUUAUAUUUUAAUGGAUAAAAUUUAUAUAUUUUAAAUACUAUAUUUCAACAGAUCGACACUUUCAUUUUGAGAAAUCUUGUAGUAAUGAUGACAUAAUAUAUAUCUCGUAUUAACACACAAAAAACUACUGGCUAUUAAACUAAUAUGUGAAGCCAGGAAGUUGAUGCUGGCUUUCUGCACUCUUAGACUGGAUUGCUGUGCCUAACUGUUGUAGCUCAUGGGUUGUGUACUAUUGUAUCCUCUUCGGAGAGGAAAUUCUGCCCUUAGUUACACACUUGCAACCUUUCUGGGCCAAAUGCACAGCUGAUUUUAAGCUGAUACAACUCCAUUGACUUGACCUGCAUUGCACUCACUUAAGCCAGCAAUGAAUUUGAAGGAAACUGCCAAGUCGUUGACUUGAUUGAAGUCAGUGGGUUUGCAUGGGUCAGAGUUACUGAUGAUCAAAUUUGGUCUCAUCAGUACUUAUGAACAGCAGAGUACAUUAAGGAUGGAGCAGCAGUCUUUAAUCCUGAGUUUGCUUUAUUUUUGUUCCGAGCAAAAGCUUCUUUUACACUAUCCAAGAGUAUUCUUGAUUCUCUUUCCCCCCCCUCCCCCCCGUCUCUUUCAACAUCCCUCUCACACCGCCCAAAUGAAUACCUUGAAACAGGCUUCCUUAUUCAAUUACCUUGCCUUGUUCUAGGCCUGGGCUGCUGGCUUUUUUUUUUUUUUUUUUUCAAAAAAACAAGAGAGCUUUUGAGAAACUUACUUUAUGUGGGUCUCACAAGCUGAAUGUAUCUUUCCUGAGGAUGAGAUUUUGAGUCCUACCACCUAGGCCAGUGUCCUUUUGUGUGUGUGUGUGUGUAUGGUUUUUUGUUUUUUGGUUUUUUUAAGGUCACUUAAACACUUGGGUUUUAUGUGUUAAUUUCAUGUUAAUUUCUUUUUUAUUUUAAAUCUAAGUCUCCAUGGAAGUGCAGGAGCCCUUGCCUCAAUUAUGACAGUUCCUCAAGCUAACAUAGCUUGAUAGAAAAGAACGAGGCUAGAAUGUCUGUUACAUACUUUAUUAUCUAUGGGUCGUUCACACAAAAGGGCCCCUACUCUGCAAACUGUUACAUGAUUAAUCCAAGGCCCUGAUCCCAUUGAAAUUAAUACAAAGCUCCCGUUGAUUCAGUGUGUGCAGGUCUGGACCAUAAUAGAAAAGCUCUUACAGUGUAUGGUCCAUUGUAUCAGUAUUUAUUUAAGGAGGCCUUUGAUUUUGGGAUCCUCGUGAGGAAUACUCUGGAUCCUAAAAAUCUUUGUCACUUUUUUUGAGACAUUAUUACUCGUAUGCAGUAGCAUCUUUAAAUAAUGUGGCAGGGUUGGUUUUAAUAUUUCCAAGGGGUAUUUGUCCACAAAAUACAGUGUAGGAUUUUAGUCCAUUAAUUUCAACCUUCUUAAAAGAAAACUAGUUUAUAUUUAUAAUUUUAUCCUCCAUCUAGUUGCUUAAAGAUCAAGAAAGAGUUUCCAGUUUGCUAGAAUAGGUAAGUCCUACUCCCUUUGAAGUCAGUGAGAACAGGAUUGGGCCCAUACCGCCUGGUCCAAAGUCCAAUGAAGUCAGUGGGAGUCUUUCCACUAACUCUGGGCUUUAACUGCACUUCAAACAAUGGAAGUUCCCAACCCCUCGUGCAUUCAGAAGUCAAAUUUACACUUCCCUUGUCGCAACUAAUGCCAUGUGAGAAGUAUCAGUAAAACAGCAGCUCUGGUGGAGACACUAGACCGAUGGAUGGAGUCAAAGAUCUCCACAUGUCUGGAGGCACUAAAACAACAACAGAUUUUUAUUAAAAAUAUCUCUAUUUUGGCAAUUGUUUUGCAUCCUCCUCCUUUCUGAUCUAACAUUCUCUAAGGAAUUGAACCUAAUCCCUGCAGUUUGCGUGAAGGUGAAGGCAUGUCCAAAUUCUUCCAAAAUGUGAAAGUUUCACACCUUACUGCCCUCCUGUAAGAUCAAAUGGGGCUCAGCUGUGGCAGCCCUGUUGCUGGUGAAGUAAUUGCACUACUUGUUGCACUCCGUGUGACCAGAAGGGAUGGGGUUAGGGAUUUCAUUUAGUAGGUGAAUGACUGAAUCUGCCAAAGAUGCCCCAGGACUUUAAACCAACUCUGAUUCUAUGUAGAUUUCUAGAUGGGGAAAAAAAUGUAUUAAGGUUCUUUUUGGGGGGGGUUAGUGACUACAGACAUCAGUAAACAAAUGAAGGAAAAGUGCCAAAAGAAUGGAUUGUGCAAAAGAUGAUUGUGUAACACUGUCCUAUAUUGUCAGUAUUUUUCUUCAAAUGGUAUUGUACAUGCAGUAUGGAUUAGUCUUGAAGUACAGCUUAAACAAGUGCUUCUUUGUCUUUUGUCAAUGAAAGCAAAGGGGAGAUAGAAGCCUUAAAGACUAUAAUUAAUUUUAAAACCAGGCCUUUAGCCAUGCAUCAAGGAGAUAGCCCUGCAGUGCUCUCUGCUGGACUUUCCGGACCUCUUUGCCAUCGUAUAGUUUUCAAGUGAAAGGUUGGUAAGGAGCUUGUCCUGUGAGAAGGGAAAAUAUUUCAUCAAAACUCAUCCUUACCGAUUUUUAAAGGGGACGAGAAAUGAAAACUAAAGACCAGUCCUUGUUCAACUUGUGCAUGUGGACACGAAGGUCCAGAAAGUCACUGAUUGAGCUCUAGGGGAUCUUUGCUAGAUCUUCACAAUGAGCUCAAACCUGUGCCAUGUCUGCUGAUUGAACUGUAGCUUGGAAGCCGGAAUGGUCGCUCUCCAUGUUGUACAUGAGUUUGAUGCAAACUUUUUUCUUCCCUGCAUCUUUAAAACACUGCAACGCAUCAAACAGAUAGAGAAUUAGCUAUUCACUAUGCAAAGAAAAAAAUUGUUUAACUGAUGGGAUUAUGUGUACGCCUGGUUUUCUGGUGUUUACUGUCAAGCUGUUUAAAACAAAUAUAGAUGUUGCUACAUUUUUCCAAUAUGCUUUAAAUUAUUGUGCUGUGGUGUAUCCUCAACUUGCUGUUCAAAAACCCAGUGCAGUAGAAGACAAAAGGUCAUUUAGGGUCUCAGCUGAACCACUGUGGCUUCAUCAGCACAUUAUAAAACACAGUGGAGUUUACUGAAAGCUUAUUUACUUGCAUGUGUGUAAUGUGUGGGUAAAAUAACAUGUAGGGACAUGGUUCUAUGGGACUGUGGCUUCUGUUAUUUCAAGCAGAGUGAAAAAUUCCCAAAC